Amoebophrya sp. A120 is the source of this 4345-nucleotide messenger RNA. The record is from the annotation of a GenBank genome assembly. NCBI's taxonomy places the organism in Eukaryota, Dinophyceae, Syndiniales, Amoebophryaceae.
CGCAAAUUAUUUGUCGAGCUGCGUAGAAGUUGCAAGUGCAACAGACUGAUAAUUGCUGAAGCUGGAACUGCAGCAUUCAUCUGGCUGCUACAAAGACUAAAAUGAACAAUACAGGUGGCCGCGUUUACUGACUGCUAUGUAUGUACGGACGCGCACUGUAAUGCAAAAGUAGCUGCACCAGCACCAGCAUCGAAAAGCAUCAAAUUUAGAAGUCGCAAGCGCAGAGGUGACGGUCACAACAAGAUAGCCCGUUUGCAAGGGUGAUACGCCUCACAUAGCAUCGACGAAAUUUCAGGUCUCCGUGACAUGAUAUUUUUAUCUGCAGCAGAACUACUAGCUGCUUGUGCUUUCGCUGUCGCACUACUUCUUGGCCCUUUUAGAAAAGUCCUGGGAAAGAAUAAGAUAUAAAAACUUCUACAUCCCUGAUUCUCAUAUUAUUUGGAAGGAACACAGCAGAUGAAAUCUAUAGAACACAAUGGUGAAGAACCCGUGCGACUGCAGGCGAGCUGCAAAUGCUACGCGAACACUUUAACGGUGCAAGUGGCCAGCCCGGACGAUGUGCUGAUGCUCGCUUGCCACUGCGCACAGUGCCGCAAGCACUCGGCCGCGGCUUGGGGUGUCUACCUCUACAAGGGGAUAUGAAAGCCUCAGGUUGGAAAUCCUCAAAGUGGAAAUGAUUUGUAAUGCAAAAAAACGACUCCAGUUGAAGCGCCAUUUCUAGUCGGCGCAUGACAAAUUUUCCGGGCACUCAAAGCAUGCCUGUCAUGCUAGGUAGGCAAAGGGGUGCCCUUCUCUCGUGCUAAUCAGUAGCCCAAUUCUGAACCCCUAGCAGGACAAUAGUCGGUCUCCAUUGUGUCCUCUGCAAUACAGUCUUUUUUGCCUUGCAUUUCAUGCAUCACACUUUGAGGAUUUCCAUUCUGAGGCUUUCAUAGGGGAUGCGAGACAUUGCCUUAUCCGCAGAUGAGCUCUCGCACGAGACUAUGCCUUGGACGGUCGUUAGCGUACAGAAGGGUGAAUUUGCAGUGAAUUUGUAUUGCAUUUAUUGCUUUAAAAGAGAAGUACGCAGCGCAAAGGGCUGGACACGAGCCCAAGCAGCCCACGCAGCGUGAAGGGCUGCUCGUUUGCGGCCCACACAGCCACAGCAGCCUUUUCGACGUGACCCCCAGGUUAGGAAUUCUCUUGGUGAAUUUUGGGGCUUUUUGUUUUGGCGACACUUUUUUGAAGCCCCAAAACCCGGAGUUUCUCGUGCGUUAGCGAAUUUUGAAUAGGCACCUUGGGCCAAAAUUCACCCACGGCUUUUUCAAAAUUCACCUCAAAAUUCACCGGGCCCCCAGUUUCGACCGUAAUAAGCAAACUUUAGCGCAGAAAAGUGCUCAAAAAAGUGCACAGGUAGGGCCUGGGAAGUGGGACCGAGGGGAAAAGACAAGCGCCCUCUGCUGCCCUCGGCCCGUCUAUAUUCUGCCGAAAAGGCCGGGAGAGUUCACGCGCCUGCCGGAUAGAAGCGCCAAAGCUCUCGGCCUCGUCCUUUCGCCCUUGCCUUCGCGCGGCCUUCGUCUUGCGUAAUUGUAUGUGCUCCGGAGCCCUUAUUUUUGGCGUCUUUGCCGCGGCUGUUGCAGUGCUCUUAUGCGAGCACAGGGAGACGAAAUUGUAUGGCUAUGGCCAAAGAACGGCACCAAGGCCAUGUCUAGAAGAAGCUGCCCGCCGCAUAAGCCUGGACAACUUCUGCGGUGUGCAGAACCCACUUCCCAGAAGGGCAAGAGGAACAAUGUACCGGCGGACCCACCUGCAAUUUGUCAUGCAAAAUUCACUACAAAUUCGCAACUUCUCAUGCUAACGGGUGUUACAGCUCUAACCUCUACAAGGGGAUGCGAGACAUUGCCUUCUCCGCAGAUGAGCUCGCGCGCCGCGGUAUCCUGACGAGUAAAAACGUACCCACACCAGAGUCAGGAUGGGGAUUUUGCAACACAAACCUAGGAGUUUUGUGAGUCACGCAUGACAAGUUGCGCUAUGCAGUGUAGUGCAGGUUAGCAAGUGCAGCCGCAUCACAGAUUCUCUUCUCAUCCUGUUCACAGCAUCACGAAUUCAAAAACGCGAUUGGAAAUGGCUGUCAGGGGGAUGCGCAUUACAAGUCUUCCUGUCUUUGCAAAUCUGCAUUACAACUCUGGUGUGGGUACCUUUUUACUCAGGAUACGCGGCCCCACGGGGUUCGAGAUGGAGAAGGACGUGCAUCUGCCGAAUAUGGACAAGAAGAUAUCCUGAUUGAAUAAAACGUCCUCACUCCAUGAAGAUAAAAGUCAAGAUUGAAGAUGCUGUUUAUACUUAUAUAUAGGGAUUGUGUUCAUCUGCAAGACGAAUCCAGAACUUGUGGGACCCACGCAGAACAAGUUUCGCUAUAAUGCAGUAUAGUCGUGCCUACGGACUACUCCAGAUGCAUCGCAACUUCACGUUAUUAUCCUAAUUCACGCAUGGCAGAUCAUUCCUAAACCAACGCUACGAGAAAAUGCCUCUUCUAGAGAGCCGCGGGUGGGAAACAUCCUGAGCAUGUGCAUGUGCUUUUGCGCCAAAACAAGUCUCGCCCACCUCACCUGCGUGUUUUUCAUGCCAUCUGCAGCAUAGGGUAAGGGGGGAAGAAAAGUGUGUUGCGCCUCGUUUUUGACCAUGAAGACAAAAUCUGGGGUAAGGAGGCUUUUACUCAGUGUAAAGAAACCUGGUGCGCAAGAUUUCCGUGCGGUGCGACGGGCUGGUGGAAAGCGGAACAGCGGAGAUAUUUCACAGAAACGUGCAGUCGUACCACGACAUAAAUUUGUUUUGCUAUAAAUAUAAAUGCCAAUUGGCCCUGCUGAGCGCUGAAAACCGAAACGCUGCAAUGCGGAAACCAGAAAAGAGGCAGUUUUCUGUUAUGCACAGUGCCGCUUGGACAAAUCAAAUGGAUAAUGCGGUUUGGCUUUGGCGAUUACAGGGGCCGCGGUUGUGGCGAAAAAGUUUGUCAUCCCGAACUACAGCCAAAAUAAGAAAGUCCUUGUGGCACCACGAAAAAAUUCGCAACACAUCUCAAUUUUUUUCUCUCGGUACGGGUGUACUUUUUUUCUCUAGUACAAGAGAAGUGGUUGUGUCGCAACUGCCACUCCACCCUUGGGCUGCUAGUUCCCGAGCGCGGGUUUUUCGUGUCGGGUGGGCUAAUCGAUGAUGGCGAUUACUCCGACGCGCGCAAGGGCCGCAUUCCGGCGCCGGAUCUGUGGCCACAGUUGAUCAAAUUGGGCUCGCUCGACAACCCGAUUGUGGAUUUGCAAUACGAGCGCCGCGCGCCUUGGUACGGGCAAACGGCCGAAGCCCUGCGGGCGGCGAGUGAAAAAAGGAAGAGCGAUGCUGUUCUUCUGGGGCGACGUGCCAGCGGCGGAAGAAGUACAGCAAAUGAGACCUCUAUGGCGAAUGUGAUGGAAAGAGCCUCAAGCAGCACAGGGACCGAUCGAACUUUGUCGAAGUCAGAAAACAGAUCCGCGUCGAAAGAUUCUUCGGGUGAGGGAGCGGAGGUGGUCACCGGCGGGUGUUAUUGUGGGGCAUGUAGGUACCACAUAUACGGCACUUUUCCUCGGGAGUUGCAGCAUUGCUACUGCUCAUGGUGCAGGAAAUUAAGUGGCGGACUCUUCCAAACAUGGGCGCCCGUACUGACUGCAAAUCCGAGCGCGGCUCUUGCCGCAGGCAACAGCAAAACUGUAGCGGGUACGACUGGUGCUGGUGCAGCUGUUGUAGAGGGACUUGUUUGGAAUGUCACAGACGGCUUCGGAGAUGUAGUAAACGAGCAGGAGUCCCCAUUGCUGCUAGACAGAACUUCGCAAUGGGGCUCUCGGCAUGUCUGUCGCAAGUGUGGCACGGUGCUCUCGAUCGUGUACGACUCGCAGCCCGGGGUGGUUUGGAUCGCAGCCGGGAGCUAUGACGAUAGCAGUAUCCCGGGUGAUUCCCGUCUCGAAAAGUAUGAGUUUGUAACCUCCAAGCUCGCGCGAGCCAUCCACAUCUGCUGUCUUAGUAAGCAGCCAUGGUAUGAGCUACCAGAGGACGGCUUGCCACGCAUUCGAUAUGCGGGCUAGCAGGGUCCUGAAUGUUGAGUGCGGGACCACGAGCGCUAGUUCCGUGAAGACGCAUGUUGCACCUCAAGAACUAUUGGCUGACGCUGUUGAAUUUGAAAUAUGCUGUACGUGUGUGUGCCUGCCUAAUUGCUAAUGCUAUCGUUUCGUCGUUCCACUCGCAACAACUGUUUAUUUCUUGUAUGAUGCAUGUAAGUAUGUAGCUGUACUACUACAACAUACUCUUCUACUUCUGCGUACUGAAGAAACAAGAGAAUAACGUC